CAGAGGUCGUAAACACGCCCACUUUUUUUCCUCGCAUGUUCCUCUGAAGCAUCGUUGUUACAUGGUGGUAAACGUCGUUAUAGUGUCUGUGUGUGUGCCACAGAAUUGUGCUUUACGGUGUAUAUCAAGCCUAUUUGUACUCUUUAAACAAUGAUAUAAAUGUCAGACGACAGACUUUAUUGUUAAGCCAAAGUCUUCUCUCGGAUACUGGGGCAGUUAGCUUGUUAUGCUAACAGCGCUACGUUGCGAAGAAUGAAGACUUCUAGCAGCAGCACGAACAUCAUGGACAUGUUUGAAAAAGGAAAAGUACUGAAAAUAUGUGCACCGAUGGUUCGAUACUCAAAACUUGCGUUCAGGUCCUUGGUUCGGAAGUACAACUGUGAUAUUUGUUUCACACCCAUGAUAGUAGCUGCCGACUUCAUGCGAUCUGUCAAAGCCAGAGACAGCGAGUUCACUACGAAUGAACGUGACCGGCCCCUGAUAGUACAGUUUGCUGCCCAUGAUGCCCAGACCCUGGCUGAUGCAGCCUGUGUGGUAGCACCUUUCUCAGAUGGAGUUGAUCUGAACUGUGGCUGUCCCCAGAGGUGGGCCAUGUCAGCCGGGUAUGGUGCAUGCCUCAUCAACAAGCCUGAACUUGUGAAAGACAUGGUCAGACAUGUCAGAAACCAAGUGGACAAUCCAAACUACACCGCAUCCAUCAAAAUAAGAAUUCACAAGGACUUGAAGCGGACAGUGGAUCUGUGUCAGAAGGCUGAAUCUGCCGGUGUGUCUUGGAUAACAGUCCACGGCCGUACAGCCGAAGAGCGCCACCAGCCGGUUCAUUAUGACGCCAUAAAGACAAUCAAAGACAGUGUUUCCGUCCCCGUCAUUGCCAAUGGGGACAUAAAGUACCUCCGUGAUGUGGAGUCCACUCACCAGCUUACUGGUGUUGAUGGUGUGAUGGCAGCUCGGGGUUUGCUCGCUAACCCUGCCAUGUUCGCCGGCUACGAGGACACUCCGUUAGAGUGUAUAUGGGACUGGGUGGACAUCUCUAUAGAACAGGGAACUCCAUUCACAUGCUUCCACCACCAUCUUAUCUACAUGUUGGAGAGGGUUAGCUCCCAGCCUGAGAGAAAAGUGUUCAAUUCUCUGUCAAGUACCUCAGCUGUAAUAGAUUACCUCCAGAACACAUACGGGUCAGUUCAUGAUCUCAGAACAUGAGCAUAUUGAAAUGUGAUGGUUUCCGUUUUAACAUUUGUAUUGUGUUUUUAUGCCGAAUAAAAUUGCAAAGCUGUGAUUGAA
Messenger RNA from Acanthochromis polyacanthus (spiny chromis), 1281 nucleotides. RefSeq names its product dihydrouridine synthase 4-like (S. cerevisiae) (gene dus4l). NCBI's taxonomy places the organism in Eukaryota, Metazoa, Chordata, Actinopteri, Pomacentridae. The transcript is spliced from 6 exons. Gene Ontology annotation, molecular function: tRNA dihydrouridine synthase activity; flavin adenine dinucleotide binding. Bases 253 to 1200 code for a protein of 315 amino acids. Gene Ontology annotation, biological process: tRNA processing. The record is from RefSeq and is a predicted model, not a curated record.